AUGUCCAUCGCAGACUCAAACUUCCCCUCCUCGGCCGCCUUCGACGCCAUCAACUCCGCCCUCUCCAGCGACGCAGAACGCAAAGACGCAAUCNAAAAAGGCGGCGCCAUCUUCGCCUUCACCCUCAAAAACACCUCCGGCGCCCAAGAAUCCUGGCACAUUGAUCUCAAAGACAGUGGGAAAGCUGGCAAAGGCACCGCUCCCGAUGGCAAGAAAUCUGCAGUCACAAUGUCGCUGAGCGAUGCCGAUUUUGGCAAACUGGUCAAGGGGGAGGCGAAUGCGCAAAAGCUGUUUAUGAGUGGGAAGCUCAAGGUCAAGGGGGAUGUUAUGAAGGCUACAAAGAUGGAGCCCAUCUUUAAGAAGAUGCAGAACAAGGCCAAGCUCUAG
Molecule: messenger RNA, 387 nt
Organism: Aureobasidium uvarum
Lineage: Eukaryota; Fungi; Ascomycota; Dothideomycetes; Dothideales; Saccotheciaceae
Source: the annotation of a GenBank genome assembly